This is a messenger RNA of Ambispora gerdemannii, 1179 nucleotides long. The record is from the annotation of a GenBank genome assembly. NCBI's taxonomy places the organism in Eukaryota, Fungi, Glomeromycota, Glomeromycetes, Archaeosporales, Ambisporaceae.
AUGUGUUGUCAGACAGCAAAAUGGAAGCUGGAAAGAGACCGAGAACAAGUUCAAGAUCACAAGUUUGAGUUUGUCGACGUAAACGAAUUUAAACAAAGGAAUUGUUUACGAAAAUUAAAGUAUUCGUUUGUCUUCGGGGUGGUGUUGAAAUCGGUACUGGUGUAUAUUGCCGACCUGUGGACAGCCGGUAUCUUGCUUAUUUUCAACGAGUGGAACUCGGCAGUGAAACCGAAAAUUCCGUUCGAUGUCUCGAAAUGGAUUUUCUUGGGAUGUAUUUUUAUGUCGUUUAUUUUACUGGCAUGGGAUAUGAAGAAAGCCAAAGCUAUUGUUGAAUCGGAUGAUAUUUCUUAUGCGUUCACUAGUAUUAUCGCCUAUCGAUAUUAUACAUUACGGAGUUAUGCGCAUUACUGCUUUUUCUCGCAGAUUAACAAUUCAAGAAAGCGAUGGGAUCGUAUUGCGUUUUUUGUGUUUUUCACCUUCAAAGGCUGGAAACGUUUGGUGUUUGCUGAAGCUCCACGUCAAGCAAUAAAUGCAAUUACACUUUAUUCUAUUUUGCAAACACAACAUUUCUCUUUAAAAUAUGAAAGAAUCGGUAGGCUUUUAGUAAAGAAAUCAAGGAAACGUGUUUUAAAACAAGUCGCAGCCGCUAAGGCACAAGCAUUGGGUGAUUACAGUAAUCUAAAAAAUAAAAAAAGAGAAGUACCACCUCAACUUCGUGAGCCCACUCUUCCAACAAUGGCAUUCUUCGACGAUAGUAAAUCAUCCCCUGCAGCAACACCUACACUCCCAACACUUCCAACACUUCCACCUUAUCAACAGCAUAGUCAACCCCCGAUGAUGUACAAUGAUCGAGUCAUGUCGCCAGAUCCCAUGUAUGGAGCGAGAGGAGAUGGCGGUCCACCUGGUUAUUUACCACAGAAUGGAGGAUAUGAUAAUAAUGUUGCUGGUCAACAUAAUCCAUAUCCACAACCUAAUCCAUACCAACAACCACCACCGUCACAAUUUACGAGGCGUCGUGAUAGAUACAAUACUGAAUAUUCAGAGUAUGGAGCUGAUUCAACGACUUCAACGACAACAGUUCCCUCAAGGUAUCCGCCACAAGAACAUUCACAGAUCCCAUCAAGAUAUCAACAAGAACUUCUAUAUUCUUUUCGAUAUUCAUUCCCCUUGUAUUAUUAA